This is a messenger RNA of Candidula unifasciata, 1563 nucleotides long. The record is from the annotation of a GenBank genome assembly. NCBI's taxonomy places the organism in Eukaryota, Metazoa, Mollusca, Gastropoda, Stylommatophora, Geomitridae.
AUGGCGGAGGCGGAGCCGACAACUCUGGGUCCCGCCCGGAUACCGCGAACCUAUUUUGAGAUAUUGUCUGCAACAUUGCCCAUGGUUGCCAUCACCGUGAUCACCAUUUCGGCCAAUGGCGCCAUACUGGCCAUGUUUUUAAGCAGACGGGCCCUGCGAAGAUGCAAAAAUGUGUAUUUCAUGAGCUUGGCGUUUUCAGAUUUUCUGGUGGGGUUGUCGAUGCCCUACAAGUUGACGCGAGAUCUGCACCGCAGCUGGGACACCGGUUGGGGUUGUCGAGUCUAUCAAACUGUCAAACAGUCACUAGCCUACGCGUCGUUUCUCAGCAUAUUUCUCAUAACUGUGGACAAAUGGCGGGCCAUGCACUACCCUUUGUCUUACAGACAACGAAAUACAAAAUACAGGGCGUUAUCUGCAGUUAUUUUGAUUUGGUGUAUCAGUUUCUUCAUCUUUAGCCUUCCCCAAAUCUGGUGGGAGGAGCACCUAGAGGCAUGGAGGUCCAGCUCGGGCCACACAGCCAAACUGAUGUCUCUAGACAACAGCAACUUCUCACAAGACACACGCCUGCAGACACCAGAGGAAGGGGCAUCAGUGGGCACAUUGGGUGUCUGUCCUGAAGGAUAUCAGCUGAGUCUAACGCUGACCAUAUUUUCGGCCACCUGUUAUUUGUUGCCAGUCGCCGCCAUGUUGAUUUUUGACAUCAUUCUCUACCUGAAAAUUAAGCGGAGGAAAAGUGUGGAAGUUCAAAGGUCAACCAGUGUCACAGAUACAUAUUUUAUGACCUUGAAGAGGCCAGCUAUGGAAUUAUCGGAAAGCUGCAGGUCUCUGGCUGGCGACGACGACGCGUCUAAAGAGCUGUUGCUAAAAAACUCAGAGACUCGACCUUUCAAUAAACACUUGGCGCUGGGCAGUCGAGGCGAGAGGCGGCACAGCUCCUUGCCUUCCAUCUCUCCCAUUCUCAAAGGCAGAACUUCCAGCGGUCGAAGGGUUUCGAUGCCAGAAAGUAACGCCGGCGCCUGUCGCUACGUCGGCCGCAAAUGGUCGGAGGACAUGGUUCAUGACAUUUUAGUGAAACAAGAUAAGAGGACAACCCUAUGUUUGUGUCUGAUGUUAGUGCUGUUGAUUGUCUGUUGGCUGCCUCAUGCUGUGGUCAGCAUCUUAAAUGCUAGUUGCUGGUGUUUUUUCGGAGCCACACUGACGACCACCUCGUGGCUCUACCAACUAGACCAUGCUCUGAACCCGUUUCUCUAUGGCAUCAUGUAUGUUCAGUUCAAAAAUGUGCUCAAACAAUGGCUUUUCAUAGAACGAGUGCACGCCUUCAAGAUGAGAGACACGCUGAUACUGAGGAACUUACAGAGAAAGUUUGAUGCAGAAGAAAAUCACGCAGAGAACAGUCCUAGUGCCCCAGCUCGCUUCAACCACUUUCGAUCCCUCCCGGAUGACGUCACAGACAGACCUCACAUUGGACGAUGCAGACAAUACUCUGUUAUAAUUGGGGACAAAGACAUCGGGAGCAAUAACAUAACACAUAUCUGUUAUAAUUGGGGACAAGGACAUCGGUAG